This is a messenger RNA of Anoplopoma fimbria (sablefish), 2010 nucleotides long. RefSeq names its product RIO kinase 2 (yeast) (gene riok2). Gene Ontology annotation, cellular component: cytosol; preribosome, small subunit precursor; nucleus. The record is from RefSeq and is a predicted model, not a curated record. The coding region runs from base 113 to 1672 and encodes 519 amino acids. Gene Ontology annotation, molecular function: ATP binding; protein serine/threonine kinase activity. The transcript has 10 exons. Gene Ontology annotation, biological process: protein phosphorylation; maturation of SSU-rRNA. Lineage: Eukaryota; Metazoa; Chordata; Actinopteri; Perciformes; Anoplopomatidae.
UCCCUGAACUUCCGACUUGCACAUGUGUUUACCAAACAUGUGGACGGCUGAGCCCAAAAAGGAAUAGAAAUACAAAUCCAAACACACGUACCGUUUGUUAUCUGGCUGAAACAUGGGGAAGCUGAAUGUCGUGGUGCUGAGAUACUUAUCUCGAGAUGACUUCAGAGUCCUCACAGCGGUUGAGAUGGGGAUGAAGAACCAUGAGAUUGUUCCAGUGAGUCUCCUGUCCUCCAUAGCUAGCCUCAAACAUGGCGGCUGCAACAAGGUCCUCAGAGAGCUUGUAAAACACAAACUCGUGGCCUAUGAACGCUCCAAGUCGGUGCAGGGUUACAGGCUGAACAAUGGAGGAUAUGACUACUUGGCUCUGAAGACCUUGUGCUCCAGAGAAGUUAUCAUUUCAGUUGGCAACCAGAUGGGUGUGGGUAAAGAGUCAGAUAUAUAUAUUGUGGCGAGUCCAAAUGACGAGCAGUACGCUCUGAAGCUUCACAGAUUAGGUCGUACCUCCUUCAGGAACCUGAAGAACAAGAGAGAUUACCACCAACACCGGAAGAACAUGUCCUGGCUCUACCUCUCUCGCCUGUCUGCCAUGAAAGAGUUUGCCUACAUGAAGGCAUUGUAUGAACGGGGCUUUCCUGUUCCCAAACCUGUGGACUAUAACAGACAUGCUGUCGUGAUGGAGCUCAUCAAUGGAUACCCCUUGUGUCAGGUGCAUAAGCUGCAGGAUCCAUCUGCCCUGUACAAUGAGUUCAUGGAGCUCAUAGUCAAACUGGCCAAUCACGGCCUGAUUCACGGAGACUUUAACGAGUUCAACCUCAUGCUGGACGACCAGGACCACAUAACUCUGAUUGACUUCCCUCAAAUGGUGUCCACCUCACAUGCUAAUGCUGAAUGGUAUUUUGACAGAGAUGUCAAAUGUAUCAGAGAUUUCUUCGCCAGACGAUACAAUUACGAAAGCGAGCUCUUCCCAACCUUCAAAGACGUCAGGCGAUCAUGUUCACUAGAUGUCGAAGUCUCAGCUAGCGGCUUCACAAAAGAUAUGGAGAGAGAUGGUGCAUUGCUUCACCCAGCUGGACCUGAGGAAGAGGAAGACGAUGAAGAGGAGGACGAUGAUGAAGAAGAAGAAACAGACGAGGAGGUAGAAAAAGAAGAAGAGAGUUUGGACAUAGAAGAAUAUAAGCAUGCAAUGCUGGAACUGGAAGGUCUGAAAGUCAGCGACUCGCAUGCAGACAUCCAAAAUGAGGAGAACAAGAAGGAAAAAGAGGAAGAACAAAAAGAGACUGAGACAACAUCUGCUGCAAGAAGUGAUGAAGAGCCAGAUAAGGAGGAAGAGAAAGAGUUGAAUGAGGCAGAGGAUGAGUGUCCAGAGCUGGCAGACCUUUCCAUCUCCAACAGAGAGAUCAAACCCUUCAGAGACUCAGACAGUCUUCUCCACGUGGCAGAACACAGGAGGAUGAGGACAGACAGCGAGGGCACAAUGGGCAGCAUAGGGAGCUGCUCCACAAUAGCACCGGAGGUAGUCCGUGAGAAGGUGCGGAGGCAGCUCACCAAACAGCAGAAGGCUGCACAGAGGAGACGUCUGCAGAAAGGAGAAGCCAACUUGGUGACCAAAUCCAGGAGAGAGAACGAAAAUAACAUCAAGUCUAGUAUGGACGGUGCCUCCUUCUGGGGAUAACUGCAGAGACGGACAGACUGAAUUUCUGUCAACAUGUUUUUUUUCUGGUGUAACAUGCUUGCUGUGGUCCCUCUGCUUCUUUUGUCUGAAGAGUUGAACACGCAUGAUAGUUGAUGGGAAAAUUGUGUCUCUGCAACACAUCUGCUCAGUACUGCUUCGGGAAAUACGCGAGAGAAGAGUGAAACAAACUACAUUCAGCAGAUCAUCACACUGUCAAGAAGACGAGCUGUUUUUCUAUCUGAACUGUAAUUAACAACCAUGUUAAACGUACAGUGUAAUGUAAAUAUCGACUCCUAAUAAUGAAGCUGUAUGAUUGAUUAUUAAACCAUUUAAAUUAC